This is a messenger RNA of Ipomoea triloba (trilobed morning glory), 408 nucleotides long. RefSeq names its product B-box zinc finger protein 32-like. The record is from RefSeq and is a predicted model, not a curated record. The transcript has a single exon. The coding region runs from base 1 to 408 and encodes 135 amino acids. Lineage: Eukaryota; Viridiplantae; Streptophyta; Magnoliopsida; Solanales; Convolvulaceae.
AUGAAGGAGACGGCGACGACGGUGGUUAGGAGCUGCGAGCUCUGUAAUGGCGAGGUGGCGGUUUGUUACCCGUCCGAUUUCGCGUUUCUGUGUUGGAGCUGCGACACCAAGGUUCACGAUGCGAACUUUCUCGUGGCUCGACAUAUUCGGAAUAUUAUUUGUUUGAAAUGUAAAUCGUUUACCGGACAUCGCGUUUCCGGCUUCGGCGUGGCUCCGAUUGCCAGUCACUGUGGUUCGUGUUCGUCGCUGCCGCCGCCGGAGGCGAAAGAGGCUGAUCUCGCCGACGCGGUUUCUUCUUCCUCCUCGUCGUCGGCUUGUGUUUCGUCUACUCACUCCUCCAGUCAAAAGAAUAUGAGCGAUCAGUCUUCGGAGUCGCUUCCUUCGCGAACGAGUUUUCGAUCGAGGUGA